Sapajus apella (tufted capuchin) is the source of this 836-nucleotide messenger RNA. RefSeq lists its product as uncharacterized. The record is from RefSeq and is a predicted model, not a curated record. Bases 43 to 822 code for a protein of 259 amino acids. The transcript has 5 exons. Lineage: Eukaryota; Metazoa; Chordata; Mammalia; Primates; Cebidae.
UGUACCCAUUUCAGGGAGCCUUGAGAGGGGCCUGAAUCACUGAUGGAAUUGGACAGUGCAUGGAGAUGGUUGAGCAGGACGAGGGCCGUUACCUGGGACUCUGGCCAGUAUCUCCCACACUCUUGUCAGAGUCUGAGCUACAGGCAGCACCUUCAGCUCCCAGCUGAAGCAUUGCGAACCUUGUUUUUGCGGUUAAGGACCCUAAAGUGCUGUGAGGAUCAAGUUCUUCUCAACAUCCCUGGCUGUACCUGUGGUGUCCCAAAUGUCAGCAUGGCGACAUCUGGCAGGACUUGUUCCACGAAAACCACAGAGGUCAACUUUCCACAUACCAUCGACAAUUCCUACUGCCAGCAGGAAGAGACCAAACCGAAUUUCGGAGCCAGCAAAAAUAGACUUCUUCUGAGCCAGGUGGCCUACUUCCAGAACUAUCAGCUGAAGACAUACAAAGAUCGAAAAGAUCACGAUAAAGAACAGAAAUACAGAGACAGCAAAAAUAAACUUCUUAUGAGUCAAGUGGCCUACUACCUGGCCUGUCGGCUGAAGAUGAAAGUCCCUGGCUUUCUGUGUUGUGCCCCAAAUGUCAACAUGGUGGCAUCUGGCAGGUCUCCUUCCAGAAAAAGCACAGAAGUGAACAUUCCAGAAGGCAAUGAGAAAUCCUGCUCCCAACAGGAAGAAAACCAACUGAAUGUCGGAGCCAACAAAAAUAGACUUAUUAUGAGGCAGGUGGCGUACUUGCUGAACUACCGGCUGAAGAUAUACGGUAAGUUCUAUAGGUUGACCACCACGAAAGUGACAAAUGAUGUCCUGUGUUGUCUUGAGUAACUAACCAUUCUCUU